Molecule: messenger RNA, 2080 nt
Organism: Oryzias latipes (Japanese medaka)
Lineage: Eukaryota; Metazoa; Chordata; Actinopteri; Beloniformes; Adrianichthyidae
Gene: cers5
Product: ceramide synthase 5
Biological process (GO): ceramide biosynthetic process
Cellular component (GO): membrane
Molecular function (GO): DNA binding; sphingosine N-acyltransferase activity
Source: RefSeq, a predicted model, not a curated record
GUUGCACAUAUUUGUUUAUUAUUUUUUUUCUUCCUUUGUUUGUCUUGUGGUGGCCAUAACACCAGGAACCAACAAAGAUGUCCGUUCACCGUUUUAAUUUGAAAAUCUUAACCGGAAGUGAGUUUAGGUCCUAACAGUCUUGACGUUGGUGCGGUAAAGUUGAGUGUGCUGAGCCUUCAAACAAGUCAGGCGGGGGAAGAAAAAAUACGUCCAACAAGUUCUGCGCAUCCUCUAUUCCGCUGUCAAAACGGUUUAGCUCAGACUCUCCGGAGACAGGAACGCUUUAAGAAAAACAUGGCUACUUUCUCAGCCUGGUUUUGGAACGAGAGGUUUUGGCUGCCGCACAAUGUAACCUGGGCGGAUCUGGCAGACCCAGCUCCCGGGGUGGAGUAUCCCAAAGCAGGACAUUUGUUGACUGCCUUACCGUUAGCUUUGGGGAUUUUCGCAGUUAGAAUACUCUUCGAAAGAUUUAUUGCCAGUGCCUGUGCCCGGAGGCUGCACAUCCAGCCAGGGGCGGGAAGAAGAGCUCAACCCAACGCAGUGCUGGAGAAAGUGUUUAUAUCAAUCACAAAGAACCCAGAUUCCCGGCAUCUGGAUGGCUUAUCCAAGCAGCUGGACUGGGAGGUGCGAAAGGUCCAGCGCUGGUUCAGGCACCGCAGGAACCAAGAUAAACCAAGCACACACACAAAGUUCUGCGAGAGCAUGUGGAGAUUUACAUUCUAUUUGGGUAUAUUUACCUAUGGGGUGCAGUUUUUGUGGCAGACCCCUUGGAUGUGGGACACACGGCACUGUUGGUACGGCUACCCCUAUCAGGUCAUGACUCGGGGUCUUUAUCUCUACUACGUGACAGAACUGGCUUUCUAUUGGUCCCUCAUGUUCUCCCAGUUCAGGGACAUAAAAAGGAAGGACUUCCUCAUAAUGUUCGUCCAUCACCUGGCAACAGUCGGCCUCAUCAGCUUUUCUUACGUCAACAACAUGGCACGAGUAGGAAGCCUUGUGCUAUUUGUCCACGAUACCUCGGAUUUCCUGCUAGAGGCAGCAAAGCUGGCCAACUACGCCAAGUCCCAGCGCUUGUGCGACUUCCUCUUCAUUUUGUUUGGUGUGGUCUUCUUUAUUACACGACUCGUCAUUUAUCCAUAUUGGGUCCUUAACUCCACUAUGUUUGAGAGCUGGACAAUAGUCGGGCCGUUCCCGUCUUGGUGGCUCUUCAACUUCUUACUGCUGGUUCUCCAAGUUCUGCACAUCUUUUGGUCAUACCUCAUAGCUCGCAUUGCGAUCAAAGCUAUGCUGAGAGGGAAGGUAUGCAAAGAUGUUCGCAGUGAUGUAGAGAGCAGCUCAGAAGAUGAAAGCAACACUACCACAGGCGGCUCCAAGUCUACCCACCUCUCCUCGAAUGGAGAAAACGGCACAAACGGCCAUUGUGCUGCUGUUAAAGCACGGAGGCAAAACCACAGCAGCUGGUGAUACGGAGCGAACGCAACAACCCACCUGCAGCCCCUCCCCUCACAGGGGAGCACGUUUGUGAACGGCUGGCGGGCGCACACUGACACCGCUGUGCAGUCGCACAGAACUUCCUGUAAAGACGUGGAAAUCAACUGAAGCAUGUGAUUUUUUUUGUACUUCUUUGGAAAUGUCUGUUUUGUGUUGCUUUUGGUCGCAGAUGUUGGGCGGUUUCAAUGUUCUCUCCCAGUUUUAGUGGUCAGAUGAACUUGAUUAUUUUUGUCUCAAAGGGGUUUAUUCUUAAUGGAUUUCCACAGCAGGUGAUAAACAAAAGUAAUGAGUAAAUAGUUUUCUUGUAGCUUUGGUUUAUCAGCUUUAAAGGAACAGCUGCUCUGUGACAGGAAAACUGUUGGCCCAUCUUUUUUCUCCAGUUCAUUGUGGAUUCACUGCUUAAAUUUAUUGUUGGUUUUUUUAAGCUGUUUUACUGUUUUUUUACUAUUUUUCUGAGGCCACAUUUGUAGGAAAUGUGUCACUUAAAACAAUCCAGGGUUGAGGACCACUGUUUACUGUGUUCCCACUUGAGUGCCUGUACAGAUGUAUUUUAAAAUAAAUGUUUUUAAAACAGGAUUUUGCCACUCAG